Messenger RNA from Sinocyclocheilus rhinocerous, 4532 nucleotides. RefSeq names its product protein bicaudal C homolog 1-B-like. Gene Ontology annotation, molecular function: RNA binding; protein binding. Gene Ontology annotation, cellular component: cytoplasm. Bases 78 to 2519 code for a protein of 813 amino acids. The transcript has 19 exons. The record is from RefSeq and is a predicted model, not a curated record. NCBI's taxonomy places the organism in Eukaryota, Metazoa, Chordata, Actinopteri, Cypriniformes, Cyprinidae.
GCGAUGACUGGCGCUCGCUCUCCGCGGGAAUGAUCUGAUCUGACGGCUGCGGAGAGUCAGCGGUGCUCUGUGAAGUCAUGGCCGCUCAGUGUGAACCCUUAAGCGGAUACUUACAGCAGUCCGAUCCGGGCUCCAACAGCGAGCGCAGCGCGGAUUCCCCUCUGCCCGUGUCUGAGGAUGACUCCAGCGGACCCACGGCGCCUCCGGACCCCGAGUGGACCGAGGAGAGGUUUCGAGUGGACCGGAAAAAACUGGAGAUCAUGCUAUUAGCUGCCACGGAGGGGCGAGUCAACGGAGGUGAGGACUUCUUUCAAAAGGUCAUGGAGGAGACAGAUACUCAGAUUGCAUGGCCUUCCAAGCUAAAGAUCGGUGCUAAGUCAAAGAAAGAUCCACAUAUCAAAGUUAGCGGUAAGAGAGACAAUGUGAAAGAAGCCAAGGAGAAGAUCAUGUCUGUCCUGGACACAAAGAGCAAUCGCGUGACUCUAAAGAUGGACGUCUCACAUACCGAGCAUUCACAUGUCAUCGGCAAAGGGGGAAACAAUAUCAAGAAGGUGAUGGAGGACACGGGCUGUCACAUCCACUUCCCCGACUCCAACCGCAACAACCAGGCUGAGAAGAGCAACCAGGUGUCCAUAGCCGGCCAGCCAGGAGGAGUGGAGGCCGCCAGAGCCCGAAUUCGGGAGUUACUUCCUUUGGUGUUGAUGUUCGAGCUGCCAGUCAUAGUACAGCUGAACCCUGACCCCAGCUCUCCUGCCAUCCAGCACAUCUCCCAGACGUACAACAUCUCUGUGGCUUUCAAACAAAGGUCCAGACUCUAUGGAGCAACAGGAGUAGUGCGGGGCUCACAGAAUAAUGCUGCAGCCGUGAAGAGGGGCACAGCGGUGUUACUGGAGCACCUCACGGGCAACCUGGCCAGCGCCAUCACGGUCAGCACGCAGCUUGACAUCGCGCCCCAGCACCACCUCUUCAUGAUGGGCCGCAACGGCAGCAACAUCAAGCACAUCAUGCAGCGCACAGGAGCGCAGGUCCACUUCCCAGACCCCAACUGCCCACAGAAGAAAUCCACCGUCUAUGUGCAGGGAACCAUUGACUCUGUGUGUCUGGCUCGCCAGUACCUGAUGGGCUGCCUGCCACUGGUGCUGAUGUUUGAUAUCAAAGAGGACAUCGAGGUGGAACCGCAGUGCAUUACUUCCCUAAUGGAACAGCUUGAUGUGUUCAUUAGUGUCAAACCCAAACCCAAGCAACCCAGCAAGGCCACUCUAACUAGCAUCUUGCUGUCAGGGGUGCCAGGCUACACCCAGAACACUCCGUCCCCUCCACCUGGUCUAGCCCCCAUAGACGCCCAAGUCAACGGAGUAUCAGACUGCAGUAAAGCCGUGUACCCCCUUAGUAGCAAACAACCCAGCACCAUGUACAGCAGAAUGUCUGCAGCGUCUCUGGCAGAUAAAGUUCUGACCGCAGCUCAUGGUGACUCUGUGCAGGAAGCCAGUCCCCACUGCCCUUCUGAACCGCUGUCCAGCAAGUCCAGCCAAGACCGAGGAUCGGAUACGUUUGUGGAGGUGGGCAUGCCUCGAAGCCCCUCUCACUCGGGAAACAGCAAUGAACUGAAGCAGAUGUUGGCGUCUUGUAAGACGACGUCAGGAAAGAGGCAAGCCCUGGAGCUGCUACAGGGCACCAAGAACUCCCUCCUACAUUCAGACUGUCUGUUGUCAGACUCUGACUCCAGCACCUCAGAGAGUCCGCCUAAACAUUCUUUGCUUUCUCUCUGUUCACCUCUACAGGCGUUCGACUACGAGCAAAAGAAGUUAUUGGCAACCAAAGCCAUGUUAAAGAAGCCAGUGGUGACGGAGGUCCGAACCCCUACUAACACGUGGAGCGGUCUGGGCUUCUCAAAGUCUAUGCCUGCAGAAACUAUUAAGGAGUUGCGCCGGGCAAACCAUGUGUCUUAUAAACCUACCAUGUCAACUACAUAUGAGGGGUCACCUCUAGCCCUGUCCCGCUCCAACAGUAGAGAGGGGGUGGCGAGUGGCAGUGACUCGGAUAACUGGAGGGAAAGGAAUGGGAGCGGGCUCCCAGUACACAGCGACUUCCCCUCUCCCAUCAGCCCCAAAAGGAAGCAGAACAAAACAGAGCACUACCUAAGCAGCAGCAACUACAUGGACUGCAUCUCGUCGGUGAUGGGAACUAAUGGCUGUAAUCUCAACACAUCUUUCAAAGGAUCAGAUCUGCCUGAGCUCUUCAGUAAACUUGGCCUCGGGAAAUAUACCGACGUCUUCCAACAGCAGGAGAUUGACCUUCAGACGUUCCUCACGCUGACCGAUCAGGACCUGAAAGAGCUCGGCAUCACUACAUUUGGAGCCCGCAGGAAAAUGCUGCUGGCCAUUUCAGAGCUGAACAAGAACCGAAGGAAGCUCUUUGAGCCGCCCAACAUCCGCUCCUCGUUCCUGGAAGGGGGCGCCAGCGGUCGACUGCCACGCCAGUUCCACGCAGACAUUGCCAGUGUGAGCGGGCGCUGGUGAGCCCAUGCCAAUGCACCAAUGGAUAGCCUGAAACUGCACAAAUUCCCAUUCCCAACUCCAACCUGAUAUACAGUACUGGACCAAAACCCGGACCUUCUGAAACUGUGCCAAAUAAACACAAAAAAAGUCUAUGGAUCAGAGGUUAAGGGUCAAAGAACUGUUGAAUAUUAUAUGCAGUAUGGUACAUUAUGCAAUAUGGUACUCAUGUUACAAUGAAGGAAAUGCAGUGAAUGAUCAUUGGAGCUCCUGCACUGUGCUUGUAUAUGGAUCAGGCAGAUUUUAUUUAUAUGCUUGUCUUAGGCUUCGACAUACUAAUUCUUUGCACUUUAAAAAAUGCUAAAUAUUUUGUCCAUGGACAGAUUCGCCUGACUAGAUGCGCCUGGAUUUUAUUUAAAGCACUUAAAUGGAUAUCAAGCCAAAGUGUUCUGCACAAAUUAUCCAUAAGGGAAGCUUAUCUCAUCCCACAGUGAAAUCACCAGCCUGUUGUUAUUACUUAUGGAUCUUAGUCAGAGUAGACAGCAUAUUGCAUUUGAAAGAAAUGAAAUGGAGUGUACGUCUAUCCCUCACAGGCUUGUUUUCAUUCAGGUCAAAUUAAAAUAGUCUACCCUGACUGAAUUCCACAGUACAUUGUCUAUAUAGUAUUUCUAAACCUAUAAAUAGUUUACUUUUAAAGGGAAAAUGAAAAAUCUACAUUAUUUUAGUAUAUGACUUUAGUUCUUCUAUGGAACUCAAAAGAAGAUACUUCAAAGAAUGUUUCAGCUGUUUUUGUCCAUACAGUGAAAGUUAAUUGAGUGCACUAGUUGGUUCUAGAAGUAUUUUUGCCAUUCAUUUUUUUCCCAAAGGGAUUAUGUAAAAAAAAAAAAAAAAAAACUUAUUUUAAAGUGUUAAAAGCUAGGAACCAAGUCAUUUUUUGUACAGAUGCAUGGGUAAUGUAAUAUUUCACCACAAAUUCUGCUGUUAUAAACAAUUAUUUUAAAAAUGAGUUGAAAAUACAGCUACAACUGGGGUUCAAUCGCUUUAAGGAAUUUGAGCACAUAUGAAAAAAGAUGUAUUAUUAUUUAGCAACCACCCAAAUCAAUGAUUUAAAAGAGCAUUUUCUGGUAAUUCCAGGUAAUUUACCAUAGAAAUAUGACAUUUUUUAACAUUUAUGGCUGUUAUAGCAACACCUAUAGUCCAAUAUCCAUAAAAGUUGGCAUGCCUCUUUAGUAUUAUAUGCUGCAUGGGCUCACCAUAUUUCGUAAAGUUCCGAGUUUUCGUUCAGGAAUUAUAGGCUUUUAGGUAUAUUUGGCCACACCCAUAGUUAACCAAAGAGUAAAUUUCACUUCUUUUUUUUUGAUAAUUAUUGACCUAGAGAGUCCAGAGAAUUGUACUGCAGUGGUUUUGUUGAGAUUGAGCAAAAAAACCUAUAGGACUAGUUCGCAAAAGUAGUUUUUUUUUAAAUAAUCUUGAAUAAUUAAUGAACGAUUUUUUUGACAAUAGUAGUUCUUGAGGAAAAGUUGUUCAGAAUGAGGAGAUCUAACAUAUGAUAUGAAUAUUGUGUGUGUGGGUAAAACGCUGCAUGAUUUCUUGCAAAUUUCUCGCAGACCUUUAGGGCCAUGAGUCAAACAGGCCCACGGCAUUACAUUCUGAUCGGCCUCUGUUAACCCCCAUCUAAUAUGUGAUCACAAUUCAUUGGCGAAUUACGGCCAUGAUUUUCAAGAUAAAUGAACGUGCUCAUAGACAGCGGUGGCACUUUGGACACAGACACUGUGUGUGAAUUUUCAAGUCAAUCAGACUAACGGGUGCAUAGUUAUAGCCAUUUUUAUGUUUUAGUCCUAUUAUAGCGCCACACAGUGGCCAGACUCUUUUUCUCAUGUAACCUCAGAUUGAGGUCUUACAUAUGCAUAUCGAGUUUUGUCUAAAUUUCUUAUUCCAUUGAAAAGUUAUAGCUGUUUUAGGAAAAGUGCCCCUCUUUCGAACGUUUUGGCAUCCCUUUACGACGGUGAGUCGAAAACGAAUUUUUUUUUAUUAAUU